UGCUGUGCGAACGUCAGCGCAUCUUUCUCUCGCAUUCGCAUUCGCAUACGCAUAAACAUUCUUAUUUGUCGUCUUUGUAGUCUCAUCAGCGUCGCGCGUUAACUGCUUGUCCCCAGCUUGCUCCUCUCAGCUGCCAUCCCGCUGUCCAGCAGCUACGCACGCUUUGCCGCCUACGCCGGAGCGACAAGUGAAGCACACAGGUUAAACACAUAUACAUAUAUGUAUAUGUAUGUGUAUGUAUGAAAGUGUGUGUGCAUAUUUGUGUGUUAUGCCUCUAUUUGUAUUUGUGUAUCGUGUUUGCCGUGUGUCGCGUUGAUUUCUUUUGUUUGCUGGCCAAUUGUUGGGCUUAAUUAAUUGCAAGUAGCAUAUGGCUUAACAGCAGCAACAACAACCACAACAACAACAAUAACUCUAACGAGUGUAUUUCGCAAGGGCUGAAAAAGUAUUGGAAAAAGUGCUUACUUCUCACUCAAGCAACGCUAACACAAGCAAGAAGAAGCUAGCAGUCGAAGUAGCAGCAAAUACAACAAAAAAACCUGUUUUGUCAACGCUGCAAGCAGCGCAGUCGCAGCGGCUAGUGAGCUAACAGCAAUGCAAUUCAGCAUAACAACAGCUACAACAACAACAAUAAAAGUAACUGCAACUUAACUGGCGCGCGUGUCGAAGAGCACCUGCUCCAACAGACGUUAAAAUCAAGCCAAUACACUCAAUACAUACCACUGUCAAUUUAUUUGUGAAAAGCAUACCAGAGCCGGAGCCGGAGCAGGAGCCAUAACACCAGCAUCAGCCCCCAAUCAGCAGUGAGAUGGCCAACAAACCGCAGCUGCAACCGCAAAUACUGCUCGUGGCUUUGCUAGCCAUUAGCGCAGCGCUGUCGAUGGGCAACGCAGAGAGUUCGUCCAGCUGUGGACCCUAUUUCCCGGCGGUAUGCUCCUGUGGCAAAGAGAUGUACGAGGGAACGAGUCAAUACAUUGUGAAUUGCACCAAUGCGGGAUUAAACAACACCAGCGUGCUAGAACACAUGCCCGAGCAGGUGGAAAUACUCAUAUUUACAGGCAACUUUAUAACCGAGCUGCCAUGGAACGUAUUUGGCAGCAUCAACGACUACAAGCAGCUGAAGAUCGUCGACAUGAGCAGCAAUCACAUUCGUGAAAUUCGCGGCAAGAGUUAUCAUCAUGUGCCGCGAGUGGAGCGACUUAUAUUGAACCACAACAACUUGAGCAUUUCUCGCAACGAGGACGAUGUUAACCAUCAUCAUCCACGAGUCUUCUCCAAUUUUGGCAACCUGCAGAGCCUCCAUCUGACCGACGCCUUUGAGGAUCACAGCUCGCCGCAGCUCAGCGAGGAUCUGCACGACAUCUUCGUGAACAGUCAGCUGGUGAAACUGCAGAAACUCCAUCUGGAACAAAACGAGAUUACCCAUUUUAAGGAUCGUAAUGUGUUUUGUGAUCUGCCUGCACUUCGGGAUUUACAUUUAGGCGAUAAUCUGCUUAAGGACAUUAACUUUGAGGUGCGGUGUCUGAAUAAUCUUCGCUUUCUCGAUCUGGAGCGGAAUAAGUUCGAAUUUGUCAAGCCCAGCGACAUGCGGGUUCUCAACCAACUACAGGAGCGUGGGAAUCGUACCGUCGAUCUGAUCGUGGACUUUAAUCUGAAUCCUUUUGUCUGCGACUGCAAGAUAUCAUCAUUCCGCACGUGGCUGCAGGCAACGCGGGUAACUGUCCGCAACCAGGAGAGUCUGAUGUGCUUCCAUCAGAUACAACACGUUGAUCCGGCGCCAUCGCACAUCCUGCAACUGGAUAUGGGUGAAUGCGCCGCGGAGAUGGCAGCAGCUGCCUCGUUCCUUAAUAUUGCUGAAGACGAGCAGUUAUACGGGCAGUUGCAACCUCACAUUAGUGGACACACGGCCACCCUAAUCUUUCUACUAAUAGUACUUAGCAUGAUACUGCUCGGACUUCUGGUCGCCCUCGUUUAUGUCAGUCGUGACAAAUUGAAGUAUAUGAUGACUCCGGUGUUUGACAAUGUGGCCAAGAAAGUACAGUACACAUCAAUAAAGGACGAAGAUUGUCCGGAGGUGCAUGUUUAAAGCCGUGUUGAAAAUCCGUUAAAAUUCGUACCACGUCCAUAUCGAACAGAAAAGAAGCAGACCUAAAAUCAGUUUCGUUUUUGCCAUUCGCAUAGCGCAAAAUGAGUGCCAUUCACAAGGAACAAA
This is a messenger RNA of Drosophila innubila, 2209 nucleotides long. RefSeq names its product SLIT and NTRK-like protein 1. The record is from RefSeq and is a predicted model, not a curated record. Gene Ontology annotation, molecular function: protein binding. Gene Ontology annotation, cellular component: membrane. Bases 806 to 2083 code for a protein of 425 amino acids. NCBI's taxonomy places the organism in Eukaryota, Metazoa, Arthropoda, Insecta, Diptera, Drosophilidae. The transcript is spliced from 4 exons.